Triticum aestivum (bread wheat) is the source of this 1498-nucleotide messenger RNA. RefSeq names its product protein MULTIPOLAR SPINDLE 1. The record is from RefSeq and is a predicted model, not a curated record. The coding region runs from base 69 to 1340 and encodes 423 amino acids. NCBI's taxonomy places the organism in Eukaryota, Viridiplantae, Streptophyta, Magnoliopsida, Poales, Poaceae. Gene Ontology annotation, biological process: male meiotic nuclear division; meiotic spindle organization; chromosome segregation. The transcript is spliced from 11 exons.
CCUCUCUUGUGCUUCCGUUUCUCAUUUGGGCUUUCGCUCUCUCCCUCCUGCUCGUCGCCGAAAUCGCCAUGGCUCCCGCCUCCCGCCCGCCGACGGCGACGCCGCUGGCCGCAUCCUCAUCCCGGAUAGACUCGCCAUCGCUGAAGGCAGCCCUCGCAAUGGCUCUCAUCCACUACAAACGCCUCCCCUCCACAACCGCCGCCGCCGCCGCCGCCGCAGGCACCUCCUCCCCGCCUCUUAUCCACUGGAAGCGCAAGGCUAAGGAGCGGAAGCGCGAGAUUCUCCGCCUCCGCGAAGAGCUCAAGCUCCUCCAAGAUGGGGUGCGCGGGGAGGCGAUGGAGCCGCCACUUGCGUCAUGCCGCUGCCACUUCUUCGACGGGUGCAGCGACCUGCAGCCGCCGCCUCCAACGGGUGGAGGAGAGCAUUGGGUCGACGAGGUGCUGCGGAGGAGGUUCCUCAGAUUGGCGCGGUGGAAGGAGAAGCGACGGAGACUGGAUCGAUCUCUUCCCGUCACUAGUUUGAUGGAGUUCAAUAGCGAGGAUGAGAUACAACAGCUUAGCUUGUCAACUGAUUUCCUGGUAGAGCUAUCAGAUGGGAUUUUUGCGAAAAGAGAAUCUUGCUCCACAUUUGCUACAUUCUCUCACCAAGCAGUAGACUUCAUUUUGUCUUUACUGAAGAACAUUCUAUCGUCGAAAAGGGAAAAUGAACUGGUUGAGGAGAUAAUUGAUGGUUUAGUGACACGUUUGAUGAAAAGGAUGUGCACCAUUCCUGAAAAUGCUGGUACUUCGGAUUCAGGGCCAGUUGACUGCUCAGAUGCCCAAUUCAAUGUGCAGCACUUGUUCCGCAAGUUAGGAAAUGAAGAGUUCAUUGGUCAGCGGAUAAUCCUUGCAGUUUCUCAAAAGAUCUCAAAUGUAUCAGAAAGCUUGCUUCUCUUAGAUCCAUUUGAUGAUUCCUUCCCUGAUAUGCAUGGCAAUAUGUUCAUUAUGAUUCAAUUAAUUGAGUUCCUCAUAUCUGAUUACAUGAAAAUUUGGCUAUGUUGCGAGCAAUUUGACAAAAGAUGCUUACCUACAGAAAGAUUGUCCAGAAAGCUGGCGUUCUGUAACUUCUGUUCGCCACUGAACAGCCAGAACCAAGACAUAACCAAAGAAUGCUUAAUUAUUUCAUCUUGUGAAUGUGUAGUUACUGCAAACCAGUUUGCUAUAACCAAGAACACUGGCAGUGCUCUGGGGCUGGCUAGAUAUGUUUGGAAUUGCCAGCACCAAUUCUUCUGCAGUAACAUAGCGAGGACAGCAAGCGGCAUGAAAGAUAUGCGGGGGAAUAGUGUGAGCAUGCUCAAAUAGUAUUAGGUUGGAGACACAAAAAGUUUGGACAUGAGUAGAAAUGCUUCCGCUCUUGUUUUGGGAGAAUGAAGUUUCACUCCUCACCCUAAGGCAAGCAGAUGAACCCUAGCAAGCUUUAUUGUUCAAAUCAGUGUUUGAGGAGUUACAUCACCUUUCUA